This is a messenger RNA of Brassica napus (rape), 2175 nucleotides long. RefSeq lists its product as uncharacterized. Gene Ontology annotation, molecular function: RNA-DNA hybrid ribonuclease activity; nucleic acid binding. The record is from RefSeq and is a predicted model, not a curated record. The coding region runs from base 1 to 2175 and encodes 724 amino acids. The transcript is spliced from 3 exons. Gene Ontology annotation, biological process: DNA integration. Lineage: Eukaryota; Viridiplantae; Streptophyta; Magnoliopsida; Brassicales; Brassicaceae.
AUGGAAGUGUACAUUGACGACACGUUGGUGAAAUCCCAAAGGGCAGCCGAUCAUAUCGACCACCUCAAAGACUGUUUCUUCAUCUUGAACAACUACGGCAUGAAGCUCAAUCCAACGAAAUGCACGUCCGGCGAUUUCCUUGGAUACAUAGUCACUCAAAGGGGGAUCGAGGCCAACCCAAAGCAAAUAACUGCCUUCGUUGACCUUCCUAGUCCCAAAAACAGUCGCGAGGUGCAACGGUUGAGCGGUAGAAUCGCCGCCAUCAAUCGAUUUUUAUCACGAUCGACCAAUAAGUGCCUCCCCUUUUAUGAUCUGCUGCGCGGCAACAAGAAAUUCAUUUGGAACGAACGAUGCGAGGAAGCAUUCGAACAACUCAAACGCUAUCUUACAACGCCACCAAUGUUGGCUAAGCCAGACAAAGGCGAUACAUUAUACCUUUACGUUGCAGUCUCCAACGCAGCUGUGAGCAUCGUGCUCGUCAAAGAUGAACGAGGCGAGCAGCGUCCGAUAUUCUAUACCAGACAACGCAUGACCAAUGCAGAAACACAGUAUUCGACCCUCGAAAAGAUGGCAUUGGCAGUAAUGACUUCGGCAAGGAAGCUUCGGCCUUAUUUCCAAUCUCAUUGGAUCGUUAUCCUGACAAACUUACCACUGCGAACCAUCAUGCAAAACUCCAAUCACUCGGGUAGACUCUCGAAGUGGGCCAUCGAACUCAGCAAGUACGACGUCAUGUUUCAGAGUAAACCAGCUGAAAAAUCCCAAGUGCUGGCCGACUUUCACAUCAAGCUAACGCCAAAACUCGAACAAGAUUUAAAACUACCCAACGCUACCUGGAUUCUGCACGUCGAUGGAUCAUCUUCCAAUAAAGGUUCCGGGAUUGGCAUCCACCUCCAAUCCCCCACCGGCGAAUUGCUCCAGCAAUCCUUCCGACUAGGUUUCAAAGCGUCAAACAAUAAAGCGGAGUACGAGUCCCUCAUCGCUGGACUACGCCUUGCGCAAGCAAUCCAAGAAAAGCGUAUCCAAGCUUACUGCGACUCUCAAUUGGUCGCUAACCAGUUUAGCGGGGACUACGACGCUAAGAAUGAGCGAAUGGAUGCCUACCUUAAAGUCGUGCAAGACCUCAUCAAAAAAUUUGAGUCCUUCCAGCUUACAAAGAUUCCCCGCGACGAAAACGUCUGCGCGGAUGCUUUAGCGGUGCUCGGGAGCAGUCUGAGAGACCAAGUAAAGCGGACCAUUCCGAUCCAGCAGAUUGACAAACCAAGCAUCACUCUUUCACACGAUGAGAUCGACCAAGUAGUAGCGAUCGACACAACAGACGCAAUGGAUACAAACGGAUCACUCCCGCAGAACAAAUGGGAAGCUCCUCGAUUGAAAACCAAAAGCGCAAACUACGUUCUCAUCGAUGGCAGACUACAUCGUUGGACCACUGCAAAGGUUCUGUUGACAUGCCUUGGAAUAGAAGAAGCAUCGCUCGCCAUGGCAGAAACUCAUGAAGGAGCAGCAGGGAACCUUUUAGGCGGUCGGGUGCUACCUCUUAAAGUGAAAAGCCUCUGUUUCUACUGGCCGACCAUGAUCGCUGAUUGCGAGGCGUACAGACGCAAAUGCGACAAGUGCCAACGGCACGCGUCAAACAUACAUAGCCCGACCGAAAUUCUAAGAACUAUGACGGCUGCCUACCCAUUCAUGCGUUGGGUGAUGGAUAUCAUCGGACCAAUGCCAAGUUCCAGACAACGCAAAUACGCUCUGAUCAUGACGGACUACUUCACCAAGCACGGCCUUCCCUACGAGAUCGUCACUGACAAUGGCUCUCAGUUUAUUUCCAGCAACUUCUGUUGUUUUCUAGAACGAUGGGGGAUUCGCUUGAACACGGCGACGCCUCACUAUACGCAGUGCAACGGACAAGCCGAAGCCACUAACAAGAUGAUUCUCGACGGCAUCAAGAAGCGCUUGGACCUCAAGAAGGGUCAUUGGGCCGAUGAGUUGGACGGGGUACUUUGGUCACACCGAACAACUCUGCAAAGUGCAACCGGUCAGACGCCAUUCUCUCUGGCAUACGGGGGCGAAGCUAUGGCUCCGGCAGAAGUUAGCGUAACAAGCCUUCGUCGAGCAAAAAUGCCACCGAACGAGGAACUGAACAGAGAGAUGCUAUUCGAUGCCUUGGAUGCGAUCGAAUAG